ACUUGGAGCAAAGACUUGAGCUGUUUUUCUGCCUCCCAGGGGAAUGUCCCAAUGGUGGGGUUACGUCUCUAAUGAGGGAAGGUGGUGGACACCUUGUUUUUCAGACAGGGGCAUGUCUCGAGCCCAGCCCCCAGGAAGAGCAGCGAAAGCAUCCACUUUGAGUCAUUACCUGGGCAGGGCUCGGCGCGCAGCUGUCGGUCUGAGCUGGGGAGAGAGGAAGCAAACAGGUGACUGUGGGUCCUCGGCACAGCUGCAGGAUGCCAGGCAAGGCUCCGUGCAGGUGACACACAGGAAGGUGCAGUCGGUCCAGGCAGGCGGGAACGUGACUUUCUCGUGCAAGCUGACCACAAAUGAGGACGUGAUACAAGUGACUUGGCAGAAGGAAAUAGAUGGGGCCGAAGGCAACAUAGCAACUUACAGUACCAUCAAUGGCCAGAAGAUAGCAAAGGACUAUGACAGCCACGUGAGCUUCGCAGACAGCGGGCUGCAGACUUCGGCCAUCUCCCUUCACAGGGUCACCUUGCAAGACGAAGGAUGCUACAGGUGCAUCUUCAACACCUUUCCCUCGGGGGCCAUCACAGGCAGGAUGUGCCUCAAGGUUUACGCCAUCUCAGACCCCAAAGUGGAAGCCAAGUUUAUUCCCAGUCCAGACAUAGCUGAAGACUCCAAGAAAGUGGUGGGGAUGAGCUGCUCAGCAACAGGGAAGCCAGCUCCAAAAAUCUCCUGGCGCCUUCCCAGCAUCCUGCUGCAGAAACCAAGGGAAUACCAUGUCAGGCUUGGAAACCAGACCGUCACUGUCAUCAGCAACUUCACCCACACUGACUCCAAAAUCAUCCAGGAGUACCCCAUCGCCUGUGUGAUCCAGCACCCAUCUCUGAAUGUGACCCUGGACCUGCCCAUGGACAGCCUCGCACAGGGUCAGGACAGCGCCAUGGCACCAUCUGUGGCCAUUGUCAUGGGAGUGAUGGUCCCUCUGAUUUCCCUCCUUCUCCUCGCCUGCUUCCUUUGCUGCUGCCUGAGACACCUACAUGACCCAGAGAGAAACCUGGCCCGGACUGGCUGGGUAGGUCUCUGUUCCCUUGCUGAGGAACAGCAAAGUUCAGAUGGCAACCAUAACCUUACACCACUCUUCUGCAUCUCUUAAAAUGACCCACCUACGUAUGGCAUGGCCAAGCCAUGCCUUCAAGAAAGCGUCUUGAACAGAAGAGGGGCUCUUGAGGAAGAGCGUGCCAGUGUGUGGUGCUCAGGAUGGGAAACGGCCACACAUGAGCCUGUGGGGUGCUGUGAAGGAUGCAAGUUCAAGGCGGGAGCAAACCCAGCGGGACACUGCAGCUUGACCAAGUCCCAGUCCUGUUUUGUGCUGAAGGCAUCUCAGCCUCCUUGCAGGAUGCACCUGAGGCGUGCACCCUUGCUUUUAAAUGCGUGUUUUGGGGAUAAAAACAAAAAACAAAAAAA
This is a messenger RNA of Anas platyrhynchos (mallard), 1455 nucleotides long. The record is from RefSeq and is a predicted model, not a curated record. NCBI's taxonomy places the organism in Eukaryota, Metazoa, Chordata, Aves, Anseriformes, Anatidae.